GCAAGGAGGAUGGAGAAGCCGCAGUAAAUGCGGCUCAUGAUGUCGAAACGGUCCUCCUCCGUUAUUCAGGCUACAGAGAGAGAGAGAGAGAGAGAGAGAGAGAGAGAGAGAGAGAGAGAGAGAAGGAGAGAGAGAGAGAAAUAGAGAGAGAGAGAGAGAGACGCUGAAUUUAGGCAUAACGGGGAUGUGAUGCAUUAGUCCCCUCUCCUCCCUCCAUCUCCAUCUCCAUCUCCUUUGCUUCUCCACUGCGAGGAGACUAAAGAUGCGCACACCACCUUGAAGCGACCUCGUUUGUACGCGAUUGACGAUUUGUGCUCAUGAGCCUGCUCGGAGGCUACAAGAAGAGGAGCGGUUAUGAUGGUUAUGAAUCUUUGCAGUUGGUCGAUAGCGGAGGAGGCGGCGGAGACUUCAGCGGCGGCGGCGGAGGAGGAGGAGGAGGAUCGGCGGCACUGACCCUCGGCUCCAAGGCGCGACCAGACCACUGCAGCAUCAUGGACGGCUCUGAUUUGGAUGGGAACUAUGGGGGUGGACUGCUGGACAUGGUUAAAGGAGGUGCUGGAAAGUUCUUCAGCAACUUCAAGGACAACCUGAAGGACACCAUCAAGGACACGUCCACAAAAGUUAUGAAUCAAGUUGCCACCUACACCAAAGGAGAGCUGGACAUCGCCUACAUCACCUCUCGUAUCAUAGUGAUGUCAUAUCCUGCGGAGUCUGUGGAGUUGGGCUACAGGAACCAUGUGGAGGAUAUCCGUUCUUUCCUGGACUCGCAUCAUGCCGAUCAUUACACGGUUUUCAAUCUGUCCCAGAGGAACUACCGUGGAGCCAAGUUCUCCAACAGGGUUUCUGAAUGCAGUUGGCCAGGCAGACAGGCCCCGAGCCUUCACAACCUGUUUGCAGUUUGUAAGAACAUGCACAACUGGCUCAAGCAGAACCCCAAGAACGUGUGUGUGAUCACCUGCUCGGAUGGCAGAGGUCCUUCUGGUGUGCUGGUCUGUGCCAUGUUCUGCUUCUGCCACCUUUUCACUAACCCGGUACCUGCCAUGCAGCUGCUCAACACCAAGAGGCCUGGACCAGGCCUGUGGCCCUCACACAGGAGGUACGUAGGCUACGUGUGUAGCAUGGUUUCCGAGAAGCCCACAUUGCCCCACUCUAAACCGCUAGUAAUCAAAGCUGUCACGAUGAAUCCCAUACCCUGCUUCAACAAACAGCGCAGUGGCUGUCGACCUUUUUGUGAUGUCCUGAACGGCGAGACAAAGAUCUUCUCCACAGCACAGGAGUACGAGAGGAUGAGGGAGUACAGGGUGCAUGAGGGGAAGGUGGUCUUCAACCUGGGAGUGAGCGUCCAAGGCGAUGUGGUGAUCUCAGCCUUCCACAUGCGCUCCCAUGCGCUACAAGCUAAGGUGACCAACACACAAAUAUUCCAGAUUCAGUUCCAUACAGGCUUCAUUGCCCCUGGCACAACAGUCUUAAAGUUUUUGAAGCCAGAGCUGGAUGCUUGUGAUUCUCCAGACAAGUAUCCUCAGCUGUUCCAAGUUCUUCUGGAGAUUGAGGUGGAAGACACAGAGAAACAGAAAGAUCUCACACCACCCUGGGAACAGUUCCCCACCAAAGACCUGAGCCCAAAUGUGCUGUUUUCCAGCCACCAGGAACACAAGGAUGCUCUUGCUGUCACAGAUCCAGCACAGGCCCAAGGGGCCCAGGGGGGCCGGGUGGGCCCAAAUGAGGAGAGCGAGCCCUCAGAUGAUGACAUGCUAUCACUCUCCAGCCAGCAGAGCAGCGGCAGUGGCGAGAAAGCCAAAGGGGCCAGUAAAGCCGAGGCUCCACCCACUGCCGCCCCUCCGCUUGCUGAGGACGUUGACCUCCUGGGGCUGGAUGGAGGUAACAUUCCGCCGCCUCCAACUUCCCCACAGCCUUCAAACACCACAAACACUACUACUGACCUUCUGGGAGAUUUGUUUGGAGCUCCAGGCUCUCAGAUAUCCAGUGGCACUGCUUCUGCCCAGUCUACUCCUAAAAGGACGACCUCCUCGACCUCGCCUUGCCCCUCACCUAGACCCUCAGACAGUUUUGACCUGUUCGGGUCGGCUCCAUCUGCUGCAAAGCCUCAAGACUUUAUGGGGGCCUUCCUGGGAGCAGGUAAUGUGAGACAGUCAGAGUCCUUUCUGCAUGCAGCACACUCUCCAUCUCCCACUAUGCAGAGCAUGGUCUUGGGCCGCAGCUCACCCGUGCCCCCCGCUACACCCACUGUAAACAUCCAGCAGAGCACUAUGGGAGGAGGAUGGGACUGGAACAGAGCAGCUCCACCUGGUGGUGGAUUUAAUGUAGGCAGUAAAUCAGCUGGUACAAGCCCUACUGGCUCUGCACACAACACUCCUACUCACCAGGCCAAGCCGAACACCCUGGACCCUUUCGCUGACAUUGGCAACCUGGGAGCCAGUCUGGGAGGUGGAUCAGGAUUCUCCAGUAAGCCCACCACACCAACUGGAACAGGAGGAGGAUUUCCACCCAUGAGUUCCCCUCAGAGACCAUCUCCCUCUCCCCAACACACCACAGCAGGCUGGCAGUCCAGCACAGCUUUCCCCGCAUGGCAGCACGGAGGUGCAGGUCAGUGGCCACCUCAGGCCCAGGCCAAAGCCCCAGGACCAUCCAUGACACACAGCUCUCCUCAGAACAGACCCAACUACAACGUCAGCUUCUCCGGCAUGGGUGGAGCUAUACCCGCAGGAAAAGUACAACCCAACAUAGGUACCAAACCAAAGGCUACUACUGCUAAUUUUGAUGACCUGCUGUCAGGACAAGGCUUUAUAGGUGGAAAGGAAAAGAAAGGUCCAAAAACUAUAGCAGAGAUGAGAAAAGAAGAGAUGGCAAAAGAGAUGGACCCAGAAAAGCUCAAGAUCCUGGACUGGAUCGAGGGAAAGGAGCGCAACAUCCGUGCUUUACUCUCCACCAUGCAUACAGUGCUGUGGGAAGGAGAGAACCGCUGGAAAUCUGUAGGAAUGGCUGACCUUGUCACACCUGAACAGGUGAAGAAGGUCUACCGCAAGGCUGUGCUGGUCGUCCACCCUGACAAGGCCACAGGACAGCCCUAUGAACAAUAUGCCAAGAUGAUUUUUAUGGAACUAAAUGAUGCGUGGUCAGAGUUUGAAAGCCAAGGACAAAAAGCUCUUUACUGAGACUUGCUGCACAGAGCGACCGCAGAAAUAUCCCACCCUGCUGCUGUUUACGACACAAUCGUUCAACCACUCCUCCUCAGAACAGCAUGAGACGAUGACGACGAGGUUCAUCAGAACCCCCUUCGCUGUUCUCCUCUGUCUCCUACGUCCUGCUCCGUACACUGCACACACUAGUGCGUUUGUCUGCAUAGUGUGACUGUGUGUCAGUGUGCAACGACUUUGUAACUGGUCUCAUAUACUGUAUAAGCUGAUGAGCGAGCUACUACAUGAGCGUAGACAUGGUCAUGAGUUCUCCCCAGAAUCUACAUCUUUACAUAUCUUUUCACAAAUACAGUAUUUCUUCUGUUUUUUUUUGUUUUGUUUUUUUUUGUAGUUAACUAGAUCAGAUCCUAAACAACUUGCCACACAUUAAACUGGUCUUAAUUACAUAUAGUGGUGUAAGUGGUGUAGAGAACGUGCAGGUCGGUGAUGACACUGAAGAGCCUUAUUGAUACUUAGCACCAAGAGAUAAGAGCAAAGCUUAAAGGUUAGCAUGAGGAAACAGUGUCAGCAUACAGUGAAAAAAAUCUUGCUCUUCUACACUGCGUGGAGUAAUAUAAGGCCGUUGGAGUUCACGCGUGGGCAUGAAAAGCACAGAAAUAACGAUCGAGUAGACAAGUUUUGUACAUGCAGCUAGCUAUAGUGAUAUAAUUAACAGAAUCUGUGAAAUGCAAAAGACAAGGAGGUGACGUUUUUCAUUGACUACUGAUGUAUCUGUGUGUAUGAAAUUGUAUUUGUUUACAAAAAUAGACGUAAGACAAAUGGAUUACUUGCAGCACAGAGAGUCAAAAACAACAAAACACAAGUGGCUAAUAAUAAUAACCAUACUGAAAAAUAAUGUAUCGUUUCGUGCGCUUAAUUCAUUGUGUACUAAAAACUUAACUGUGAAAAAAUUACAGUGCACGUUUAUUAAAAUAGCAAAGUUGAAUGAGAUGCGUGACGGGAAAUCAUUUUGAAGUUACAAAAUAAUCGCUGAUAUAAACUAUAUACUUAUAUAAAAUUGAUUUGGAAUGAGAACGAAUUGAUAAAUAUAUUUAAAAAAAUGACGUUCCGAUUUUUUGGAUGUCUCUCAGUGAACCGUUAUAAUUUGUUCUAAUUAUCCUUAUUAAUGGAUAAAAAUAAAUAAAGUUUCAUCUAGACAUGAAAAUAUACAGGUCAUAUGGUUCAAUAAAAAGGUUUAAAUAUUUAUCCAUGACAUCCAUUUGAUGUUUAAUUUUUUUUUCCAAGUCUACACUUUUUAUGCAAUUGUUUGUAAAUCGUAUGGAAUAAUAUCAGAUAUCUAAUUAGGUCUCUUAGAAUUCAUAUUGUGAUAAUAAUGUACCAGGAUUUGGUCACCUCUCUCAAGAUUCUUCUAAAUCUGAAUAUUCUGACUGAAUUAAGAUGUAUAUUUGGCUUGAAUAUGCUUGAGUGUGUAAGUGUGUAUAUGUGUGAAUUGAUGUCUAGAAUUCUCCCAGUUUUUUGACUAGCACUGACUCAUUAGCUCUCUCGGGUUGCUUCUUUUCCCAUAGAGAUGUUUUAAUUUGAUUUCACAUAAGAAACAAAGACCUCAAUAUUGUUCACUGAACUUCAAGUUAACUUCUGCAAUAGUUGGAUAGUUUCAAGUCAUGUGUAGGCAUAUAAAGUGGUACACAGCCCAUAUGUAAUGACUCUUUGCCACAAAACUAAUCUGCCCUUUCUCAAUUGGUAUAUUUGCACUGGAAUGGCACUCGUUAUCCAUAAUAUACAAUAGAUAUGUACGUUAACACAUGGUACCUACUUAACUAUUGCUCAUAAUUUCUAAAAACUGGAUCCUGUUGUUGACGUUUAGGGCUCUUCUGAAUCUUUCAGUCAACUGCCUCUCCCUCUCUGCAAAAGACUUACCUCAAUGUCUUCUGAAAAUAUCAAGCAUCGGUCCAUUAUCGGAUGGACCAUCGUAUUCCACCUUUCCUCUUUCCUCAGCUCUUCUGGACUAGAUUAUCUUUCACCUUAAGGCUGUCCUAUUGUUCUGAAGCUAAUCUUUGUAUACAGUAGUGAACGUGUGGUGUUACCAAUAAUACUGUACUAUGUAUGAAGGUGGUUUGGAUGCAGUUCUGUGUUUGCCUGUCUGCUGUAUCGCCAUUACUGAAAUUUUAUUUUACGUGUUCCCUCUCUCAGUUUUACCCGUAUAAAAGUGAGCUGCACAAAUAAA
Messenger RNA from Tachysurus vachellii, 5379 nucleotides. RefSeq names its product DnaJ (Hsp40) homolog, subfamily C, member 6 (gene dnajc6). The transcript is spliced from 18 exons. Gene Ontology annotation, cellular component: cytosol. Bases 318 to 3173 code for a protein of 951 amino acids. Gene Ontology annotation, biological process: protein dephosphorylation. Lineage: Eukaryota; Metazoa; Chordata; Actinopteri; Siluriformes; Bagridae. The record is from RefSeq and is a predicted model, not a curated record. Gene Ontology annotation, molecular function: phosphatidylinositol-3,4,5-trisphosphate 3-phosphatase activity; protein tyrosine phosphatase activity.